Messenger RNA from Sorghum bicolor (sorghum), 723 nucleotides. RefSeq lists its product as uncharacterized. The transcript has 2 exons. NCBI's taxonomy places the organism in Eukaryota, Viridiplantae, Streptophyta, Magnoliopsida, Poales, Poaceae. Bases 1 to 723 code for a protein of 240 amino acids. The record is from RefSeq and is a predicted model, not a curated record.
AUGGCGACCACCACCACCAAGCUUAAGAUGAAGCUCCUUAUCGACACCAAGAAAAAUCGCGUGUUGUUCGCUGAGGCAAAUAAGGACGUCGUGGACUUCCUCUUCUCCCUUCUCGACCUCCCGGUUGGCACUAUCGUCGAUAUGCUUGGUUCCAAGUACAUGUGCGGAAGUGUUGGCAACCUUUAUGCCAGUGUGUGGGAUCUCGAUUACGACUACAUCCAUCCCAGCGCCGACAAGAUAGACCUCCUCCGGCCCAAGGUGGUGCCGUCGCCCGCGAGCACCAGCCGCAGCUCCCCUUUACUUCUGGCGCCAUCGGACCGGCAGCGGUUCUUCAGAUGUACAUUUAGUGACCACUGCGACAACUACGUGACGAAUAAGAGCACUACUAACUGUCCGAGCUGCCACCGUAAGAUGACGAGGGAAGUCGAGUAUGUUGACGGCUCCGGAGGGAAUGUGCAGAAGGCCUCCUCUUCCAAAGGAUUCGUGCAGGCGGCGGUGACGUACACAGUGAGGGACGACCUCACGGUGACGCCCAUGUCCAACAUCUCCAGCAUCACGCUGUUCAGCACCCUCAGAGUGACAGACUUCAGCGCGCUCCGGGAGAAGACCGUCUGGCUUGGCUACAACGAGGGUCUGCAGAUUCUUAAGGCGUCACUGCAGUCCAAGACCGUCCUCACGGACGUUUUCCUCAGCAUGUCCUCACGUGUUCGCUUUGAAGCUUAA